AUGAAAGAUCUUGGUCCCCUGCAAUACUUUCUUGGCCUUGAGAUGCAGCUUACUCCAACUGGAAGAAUGAGAGCUUCUAUCAGAUCCAUCCUUGUAUCGCCCACUUUAGUAGGAGAAUCAAAUUUUGUCACACUAGCCAAUAAGGCAUCUCCUCACACCAUAUCUAGCUCUACCAAGCAAAACCUCAAGACGAAAGGUCUUUGUCAGACAAAGCUCGAAGUUGGCAGUAGUAUAAUCAGGAGCACAUUGAACAAUGAUAUUGUUAGCCAAAAAGCUUUUGCAUUGCAAGAUAAGCUUUGGUCCAUAUACACAGCUGGCAAUACAGUACCAAUUCCAUUCUUGAGGGCUGCUGAUAUAUCCCCUAUUACUCUCUUGUCAGACAAUGCGCUCGGAAGCAUGCAGUGGGAUAACAACGGAAAUGUCGCUGUAGAGGCAUUGCAGGAGCUCUUUACUGGUGAUGGGCAGUCUAGAAAGGGUCGAAGGGUACAAAAUGAGAUGCCACUGCCUCCAAGUGUUUACCAAAGGCUCACUUCAAGUUCUACCCUACUGAUUUUGGCACAGGCUUUAGCAUACCACACAAUAAAUUAUGAAUUUCACGUGCCACUUCAGGAGCUGCAGGCAACAGAGGAGCAGCAGACCAUUCAAAAUCUCUGUGAUACUCUUAGAACUAUUCUGCGGUUGUAG
This is a messenger RNA of Juglans regia (Persian walnut), 684 nucleotides long. RefSeq lists its product as uncharacterized. The transcript has 6 exons. The coding region runs from base 1 to 684 and encodes 227 amino acids. The record is from RefSeq and is a predicted model, not a curated record. Lineage: Eukaryota; Viridiplantae; Streptophyta; Magnoliopsida; Fagales; Juglandaceae.